Seminavis robusta is the source of this 843-nucleotide messenger RNA. Lineage: Eukaryota; Bacillariophyta; Bacillariophyceae; Naviculales; Naviculaceae. The record is from the annotation of a GenBank genome assembly.
AUGACAUCUACCAAACCUCCCCCCAGGGGCAGGCGAGCAAGUACAAAGGUGAAGACUGCAGCAUCCGCGGCUGCAAGUAAAGCCAACGGGAAGAAGAAGAAAACACGUCACCCGCCCCAAAACCUCAUUGGUGCAACUUUUGUCACCAUUCUUGGAGAGGAUGACCAGCCUGUCUUACAAGGAACACUCCAAGAAGCAGAGCAGAGGCAGUUGGUCCGUGUCAAGCUGUCAGAAGUUGAUGAUGCUGCCUUGCAAGGUUUGUUGAAUAAACUGGAUGUAGCUAACAAUUCAAGAAUCCCACGCGACCUGUACAAUAUGCUGGAGAAAAAACCAACAAAUUGUACAGUGAUCGAACCAGUGUCAAGCAUCAAUCUACUUGAUGACGAUGCUCCUCCAGCUCCUCCAGCUUCUGUGUCUGAAGUCGCCCCUGUUCCAGCUCCUCCAGCUUCGGUGUCUGAAGUUGCCUCUGUCACCCCUAAUGUCACCCCUACUCAAGCUUCUGCGUCUACAGAACAACGCAUUGCUAAGAUGCCCAGUGGACAAUUUAAGCGGCUGGCAAGAAAGUCCACGGGUGGGAAAGCACCCAGGAAAAUCCACUUCCAACAACCUUCCGAGCCUACCGAAAAUGAGCCUACCGAAAAUGAGGCAGCCAAGCAGAUGACAUCCACCAAGGCAACAUCCACCAAGGCAACAUCCGCCAAAGCAACUGAAACAUCCGCCAAGGCAACUGAAACGGAGGCCAACCCCAACAAGGCUCCUCCUGGUAGUGUGAGUGCUGCAACUGGUUCUGCCAAGGCAACUGAAACGGAGGCCAACCCAACAAGGCUCCUCCUGGUAGUGUGA